Messenger RNA from Oncorhynchus gorbuscha (pink salmon), 1795 nucleotides. RefSeq names its product apelin receptor A-like. NCBI's taxonomy places the organism in Eukaryota, Metazoa, Chordata, Actinopteri, Salmoniformes, Salmonidae. The coding region runs from base 165 to 1262 and encodes 365 amino acids. Gene Ontology annotation, cellular component: membrane. The record is from RefSeq and is a predicted model, not a curated record. Gene Ontology annotation, biological process: G protein-coupled receptor signaling pathway; immune response. The transcript has a single exon. Gene Ontology annotation, molecular function: G protein-coupled receptor activity.
ACUGCCUGUGCUCUCCUCCAGUGACUGAUGGGGACCAUUCCUUAAAUGUGACUUUUUCUCUCAUUUUCAGUGUUGACAUUUGGUUUGUUUGAAUUUUGCUGAACCAGCUCUGGACUGUACAGAAAGGAUUUUAAAAGUUUGAAAUAAUCUUCCAUUUCAUACUCAUGACUUGGAACAUGGAUCCCACUGUGGAGUAUAGAGAUACCUAUGAUUAUGAUUAUGGUGACAACGAAACUAUGUGUGACUACUCUGAGUGGGAGCCAUCCUACUCCCUUAUCCCUGUCCUCUACAUGCUCAUCUUCAUCCUGGGCCUGUCUGGGAAUGGAGUGGUCAUCUUCACCGUCUGGAGGUCCAAGUCCAAGCGCCGAGCAGCAGAUGUCUACAUAGGCAACCUGGCCCUGGCUGACCUCACCUUUGUGAUCACUCUGCCCCUCUGGGCCGUGUACACAGCACUGGGCUACCACUGGCCCUUUGGUGUGGCCCUGUGUAAGAUCAGCAGCUACGUGGUGCUGGUCAACAUGUACGCCAGUGUCUUCUGCCUCACCUGCCUGAGCUUUGACCGUUACCUGGCUAUCGUCCACUCUCUGUCCAGCAGCCGGCUGCGGUCGCGGGGCACAAUGCUGGCCUCCCUGGGGGCCAUCUGGCUCCUCUCAGGCCUGCUGGCUGUGCCCACUUUGCUGUUUCGCACCACCGUGGACGACAUCAACAGCAACCGCACCACCUGUGCCAUGGACUUCAGCCUGGUCACCCAAAACGAGAGGCAUGAGUCCCUGUGGAUCGCAGGACUCAGCCUGUCGUCCUCUGCCCUGGGCUUCCUCCUACCGUUCCUGGCCAUGACCAUCUUCUACUGCUUCAUCGGCUGCACCGUCACGCGUCACUUUAACAACCUGCGCAAGGAGGACCAAAAGAAGCGUCGUCUGCUGAAGAUCAUCACCACCCUGGUGGUUGUAUUUGCCAUCUGCUGGACCCCAUUCCACUUGCUGAAGAGCAUGGACGCCCUCUCCUACCUGAACCUGUCUCCCAGCUCCUGUGGGUUUGAGCGCUUCCUCCUGGUGGCCCAUCCUUAUGCUACCUGCCUAGCUUACGUUAACAGCUGCCUCAACCCCUUCCUGUACGCCUUCUUCGACCUGCGCUUCCGCUCCCAGUGCCUGUGCCUGCUCAACCUGAAGAAGGCCAUGCAUGGACAGAUGAGCUCCAUGUCCUCCACGCUCAGCGCCCAGACACAGAAGUCAGAGGUACAGUCUCUGGCCACCAAAGUGUAAAAGGAGGGGAGGGAUAGGUGGAGUGGGACUGCUGGCUGGUUCCCUGCUGCCACCACAGGAACACUGACUGGUAAACACACAGUUUUUUGGUGUUCGUUACUCAAAUGCUUUUAAGGCGUAACAGACAAUGAACAAUGACUUUGUUUUCCGAAACAUGGGUUUGCAUAUACAGUAUGUUUUCAUUCUUGUGUAUAUGUACAUUUCUCACCCAUUUCAACCCAACGGGUGCUUCAGUGGGUAGGGGAGAAGCCCAGGGAGUCCUCAGCCCUACAAAGGUUCCCUCUAACCCCUGGACUGGACUCUGGAUCUGGGGAGAGUUGGCUGAGCUCCAUAUAGCUGCUUUUUCCCCCACAACGUCUCAGAAAGGUAAAUAUACUUUUCAGACGGACUCUAUUUUCCUCUUCUCCCUUUCAACUGUUAUUCUUUACUGUAUAAGGGACCAGAACCCUGAACAAAAAGACAGAUGGUCAUUGAGGUUUUUUGUCUGUUGUUAUUAUGUAUAUCACAUGCAAACCUGUUUACACUGGGUAAAU